AUGGCAGCACCGGGUACCCUCGGGGGGAUUCCCUAUAAACAUGUGGCUCCGACUCCAGCCAGCAAAUCAAGCGCUGCUCCUCACCAUCACCACCUACCCAUGGCCGCUAUCUCCCCCGUCCAAAAGACCUUUCUCGGACAACCUUUCUUCGCCGUCAUCGGGGCAUCGAAGGACACGUCCAAGUUUGGGACAAAGGUUCUGAAAUGGUACCAAGCACGAAGCCUGAACGUCACUCCCGUCCACCCUAAAGAGAAAGAACUUGAAGGUGUUGCAACUCUCACCACGAUCGCAGAGCUUCCUUCGCCUAAAGAGACGAGUAUCUCCGUCAUAACGCCGCCCAAGGUCACCCUCGGUAUUCUCCAACAGGCCAAGGAGCUCGAUGUGCCCGCGCUCUGGCUUCAGCCAGGAGCUGAAGACGAAGCUGUUGUUGAGUAUAUCAAAGCGAAUCUCGCAGAUCGCGUCAUCUACGGAGGCCCUUGCAUCCUCGUCCAGGGAGACGAUAUUCGUAGCUCGCUCUGA
Molecule: messenger RNA, 519 nt
Organism: Cyclocybe aegerita
Lineage: Eukaryota; Fungi; Basidiomycota; Agaricomycetes; Agaricales; Hemipholiotaceae
Source: the annotation of a GenBank genome assembly